Solea solea (common sole) is the source of this 4408-nucleotide messenger RNA. RefSeq names its product MORC family CW-type zinc finger 2 (gene morc2). NCBI's taxonomy places the organism in Eukaryota, Metazoa, Chordata, Actinopteri, Pleuronectiformes, Soleidae. The transcript is spliced from 28 exons. Gene Ontology annotation, cellular component: nucleus. Bases 316 to 3447 code for a protein of 1043 amino acids. The record is from RefSeq and is a predicted model, not a curated record. Gene Ontology annotation, molecular function: zinc ion binding.
UUGGGCAGAGGAGAGCGGAGAGGACUGAUUGCUUGUUUGGGCUUCGGCUUCUUCGCGGCCUGGCGGACUGUUUUUAUGUGCGAAGCGUUAAAGAAAUGUAACAUUGCGGAUUAUCAUUGACUUCUUUUUUUUGGAUUACUGCUAUCACUGGUGACGUGGAGCUGCCACGGACGUGUCGGCUUUUAAAACACUGCUCUGCGAAGUGGGUGAAAAUGACCUGAUACGGGAUGAAAGCUCUGGACUAGAGCUUAAACCACUCAGGAAGAGGACAUAACAGGAGUUUAGCGAAGAAACGGUAUAUAAUUGCGAGUGACCAUGGCCUACGCCAACUACAGUGCACUGAGCAGAGCUCAGCUUACCUUUGAGUACCUGCACACAAAUUCGACAACCCACGAGUUCCUAUUUGGAGCCUUGGCAGAACUUGUCGACAAUUCAAGAGAUGCUAACGCCACACGAAUUGACAUUUACACAGAAAAAAAGCCAGAGCUGCGGGGCGGCUACAUGCUCUGUUUUCUGGAUGAUGGCAUUGGAAUGGAUCCCAAUGAGGCGACACAUGUAAUUCAGUUUGGAAAGUCAAGUAAACGUUCAUCCGAGUCCUCUCAGAUCGGGCAGUAUGGAAAUGGAUUAAAAUCUGGCUCUAUGCGAAUCGGCAAGGACUUCAUCUUGUUCACAAAAAAGGGCAAUUCACUGACUUGCCUUUUCCUGUCAAGGACUUUCCAUGAAGAAGAGGGACUUGAUGAGGUGAUAGUGCCCCUCCCUUCCUGGGAUCUGAAGACAAAGGAGCCACUGACCUCUGAUCCAGAGAGGUAUGCCAUAGAGACCGAACUGAUCUUCAAAUACUCGCCUUUCAAAAACGAACAGCAGCUGAUGGAGCAGUUCAACAGAAUAGAAAGUAGCAGUGGCACCCUUGUGAUCGUCUAUAACCUGAAGUUGAUGGACAACAGAGAGCCAGAGCUGGAUGUUGAGACAGAUCACCAGGAUAUACUGAUGGCUGGGACAUCUGUCGAAGGAGUGAAGCCAGAGAGGAGGUCAUUCAGGGCGUAUGCUGCUGUUCUGUACAUUGACCCAAGAAUGAGGAUUUUCGUCCAGGGACACAAAGUCAGGACUAAAAGACUGUCCUGCUGUCUUUAUAAACCAAGAGUUUACAAGUACUCGUCAAAUCGUUUUAAAACCCGUGCUGACCAAGAAGUCAAGAAAGCAGAUCACCUUGCAAAGAUUGCCGAGGAGAAAGCCAGAGAGGCAGAUAGCAAGCGCAAGGAGUUUGAGGCCAGAUUAGGAGACGACAUUUCAAAAGAUUCACGGGCAAUUCUGAGAAAGGUUCAGGAUUCAGCGAUGAUGCUACAACGUGAUGCUGACAUGAAGAAAAGGGUUCUUGAAGCUAAGCAGAAAGCAUUGAAGGAGCCCAAGGAGUUGAAUUUUAUAUUUGGAGUGAACAUUGAACAGAGGGACCUGGAUGGGAUGUUUGUGUACAACUGCUCUCGCCUCAUCAAGAUGUAUGAGAAGACAGGACCACAGCUGGAAGGGGGCAUGGCUUGUGGCGGUGUCGUUGGCGUAGUGGAUGUCCCCUAUUUAGUUCUAGAGCCUACUCACAACAAACAGGACUUUGCAGAUGCUAAGGAGUAUCGCCAUUUACUCAAAUCCAUGGGAGAACAUUUAGCUCAGUACUGGAAGGACAGUAAUAUUGCCCAGAAAGGUAUAGUGAAGUUCUGGGAUGAGUUUGGAUAUCUGUCUGCCAGCUGGUGUGCACCGCCAUCGUCAGAGCUAAGAUACAAGAGACGCCGGGCCAUGGAGAUACCAAUCACGAUUCAGUGUGACAAGUGUUUAAAGUGGAGAACGCUCCCAUUCCAGAUGGAUGCUGUGGACAAACGCUACCCAGACAGUUGGAUGUGUCUCAUGAACCCUGAUGGCAGUCAGGACAGGUGUGAUGCUCCUGAACAGAAACAGAAUUUGCCAGUUGGUGUUCUGAAAAAAGACAAGGUGACAGUCGACGACAAAAAGAAAGACCUGGCAGAGAAAAUCAGUAAGCAGCUGGAAAAACUAGAUGCCUUGGAGAGAACCAACACUGUCAAAUCUGCAGCAGAUGUAAAAAAGCUUCCAUUGGAGGUCAGCAUGAAACCAACAGAGAGCUCUUCUCAGGCAACUAGAUCUUCUGAGCGAUCCAUAACAAGACCUCGCUCUCCACCACUCCCAGCUCACCUCAAAAAUGCCCCCAGUGCUCCCCCAGGUCGUGCUGCUUCUCAGCGCCCCGUCCGAACUGCUGCUGCGCCUCCACCAAAAGUUGAGCCACCCAGGUCUAGAGCUGCAGCAAAGCCUCAGCAGUCUGCAGUAAAGCCCUCACCCAAGGCGACUGCAAAAACUCCUCCACCAAGCCGCACCUCAAGAACACCUGCCAAAGCACCACCCGCCAAAGCUGCAGCUGCUGGACAACGCAAGAGAAUUAUAGAGCAGGAGGACAGUGAUGACGAUGAGGAAGAGGAGGAGGAAGAAGAAGAGGAAGACAGUGAGGGGGAGGAGCCAGUGACAAAGAAAUCCAAGCUUGCAGCAGCAGCUGGGAAAAGUGGAAAAGUGGUAGAGAAGACCCUGCCCACCAAACGUGGCAAGAUGGACGAGGUUAAAAUACACUCCCAGGCUGAGAAGAGAGGGGUGUCUACUCCUCCCCGGCAGACACCGACCACACCAACCCCAGCCACUAAAUCUAUUUCCACAGAACAGCAUGGGGCUAAAGCCAAGGUACCUGAGAAGGUGGCACAGUCGGGACCAGAGAACGAUAUUAAAAAUGCUCAGAAAGAUAAAGGUCUUUUAGUUGAAGUACGUGUCAAUAAGGAGUGGUACACAGGCAAAGUCAUUGCUGUGGAGACUAAUAAACAGAGCAUUCGUUGGAAAGUGAAGUUUGAUUAUGUUCCUCGAUCCACUCCGAAAGACCGAUGGGUGUUUAAAGGUAGUGAUGACGUCAGGUUGAUGCGGCCGCCAUCUCCAAACUCUCAGACACCAGACACCCAACAGGAGACCGAGAGGGGGCUGGCACCCAUGGAGCCGGACACCACUCAGCCAGGAACCAGUCGAGAGGUGUCUGACAGUCUGGUCACCAUGUUGAGAACAAUGCUGCGUUACUUUUUUCCUCCCGCAUUUCGGAUCCCGAAGGACGAUGUUAACAGUAUGACGGCUGAGGAGUUGGUGUCCUUUCCUUUGAAAGAAUAUUUCCAACAGUACGAGUCUGGUCUCCAGUCGUUGUGUAACUCUUACCAGAGCAGAGCUGAUGCCAGGGCCAAAGCUGUUGAAGAGAAGAACAGCAGCACUGAGACCAAACUGAAGGAGGCAGACGAGAAACUACAGAAACUGCGAACGAACAUUGUAGCACUUCUUCAGAAAGUACAAGAGGACAUUGACAUAAACACAGAUGACGAGCUUGAUGCCUACAUAGAGGACCUCCUCACCAAGGGUGAUUAAAGAAGACGGAAAAGAGAAAUGCAGAAAAAGAGGACAUGCACAGAUACAAACUGGCAGUUUUUUCAUUGGAACCGUUACUUGCUAACAGGUCCGGACAAUACAUGCAGAGUUGGCCGUGAAUAUUAGAGAAACUUUUCAUUGUUGAUCCUUCUGUAAUCGUGAAUCAAACGUUUGAUCUUUGAAUUCAGUCCUUCCUGUGUUUAGGCAGCGUCAGCAUGCUCUUUGAGUUCGGGCAGAUUCUUUGGUGUUUCUACAUAGUCUGGUAACCUUCUCACCUGUGGUUUUCUUUUUAGUCCUUUUUAUAUACAUGCUUAUGUAUUGUAUGUUAAGCUAUGUUUAAGCCAUUCUGUCCUUAUUGACCUUUAAUUAUUUGUGCAGGUUUAAUAGGAAAUGUGCUCUCUUUACAGUCAUCUAAUAAUGUGACAACUGCAGACACAUGCAUUUAUUUCUCAUUAUGGUAUGUUGUCAGGUGAGAAUUAGAUGUUACUCAAAACUUGGGUUUGUAUGGGCUGUGCUCCACACUGCGACGUUGACUUUAAACAUGUUUUAUUUUUGUACACUAAAACACCCACACCAGUGUUGCACCUAACCUCCACUCCGGUCUGCCUGUCAAGCAAACCAGGAAAAUCUUUUAUGGAUGGGUGAAGAGACUCACCCACAAAGAAAAACUUCUUACUGGGUUUUAUCAGUAUGAGUAAUCCCCCAAAACUCCCCUGCAUUUAAGCUAUCAUUGUUCUUCAUUCAUUUUGGAAGAAAAAGAAAUCUCACUUUAAUGCAAAAGUUUGUUUGUUCAUAAUUAUUUAGUUCCUAUGUCCUUACUUUUGAACAGAUUUUUUAACAUGUUAUGGAAAAGUUUUAUUAAACAGUGCAUGCUUUCAGUCUUUGUGUUCUGGUUGGAACAAAUGAUUCUGUAUUUUUGACAAAUCUUUACUUAAAACAAUAAAACCGGUUCAGCAACUUA